This is a messenger RNA of Macroventuria anomochaeta, 3243 nucleotides long. RefSeq lists its product as uncharacterized. NCBI's taxonomy places the organism in Eukaryota, Fungi, Ascomycota, Dothideomycetes, Pleosporales, Didymellaceae. The record is from RefSeq and is a predicted model, not a curated record. Gene Ontology annotation, cellular component: cytoplasm. The transcript is spliced from 2 exons. The coding region runs from base 214 to 2850 and encodes 878 amino acids.
UGCUAUCUCCCAUCAUCACCACCACCACGCCGCCCCAAAACCCACUCGCUAAUCGCGCUGCGCACGACGUUAUCCCAGCUCGCACAGACUACGGGAUACUACAAUCAGCCGUUUGGGCAUCACCGGCCCACAUUAUAAUUACCCCGGCGCGUCCCGCCUGACGACUAUACUCAACCUGUAUUGUUACUUCCAGUAUCCUCACUCAACCUCACCAUGGGCAAUAGCCAAGGCAAAGAGUCGCAACCGCCCUCGAGAGGCGGCCAUGUGCGUCGAUCGAGUGCCCAGGUGGCCGCCACCUCGCCCACAGCUGGCUCAUCCGGGCCCAGCGGAUCGUCACACGAGAGAUCAGGAAGUGGUGUUGGGCUGUACAGCGCGAGGAGCGGUAGGGGGAGUAGACAUGAUUUGUCUUUCCUCGGCAUUGGCGGGGGUAGCAAUAACACCGAGCGCGACCCUGCCUUAGAGCCACGGCGCGAGACAAAGGCUGAGCGAGAGGCGCGUAAGCUGGAGAAGGAGCGAGUGCUGAGGGCGCAGGAGCGCGAGCGGAGCAUCAAAGAGGAGGGCGUUGACGGAGCAUUCUUAGUCACACUGGGUACAUACACUGGACCCGAGGACUUCAGUAAACCCAUGGUGCGACAACUACAGAUCGAGCGACGCCUGGCUCCCUUCUGGAAGGGCCUCGAUGACCACUCUGAUACGUGGACCGAACACCAGCUCGUGGCUGUAGCAAACGGUCUCCCACUGCCUGCGCCAGACGAGAUCCCACCAGAAGAGCCGCCUCGACCAGUCAGCCACCUCAGCCCGCAAUGGAAUCCCCGCUCUUCUGACUCCAACAUCAACAACCUUACAGUUCCCAUGGGCGCUCGCUCCAUGUCACAAAACUCAGACCGUUCUGGCACUCUUCCGCCAUCACAUCCCGGCUUCUCUCUCCCGUCCCCGACAUCCCCAAUCGCCCAGAACACCCAAACCUCAACUUCCGCAUCCCCGUUCUUCCGCGGACGAGCCAAGACAUUAGCGUCUCUUGCCAGCGGCUCGCGCAAUGCUUCACAGACCGAGAUGGCUCCCCAGGAACUGCAGCUGCCCAAGGACCCCUACGUCAACGGGCAGCGAGUAGAGGUUUUCUUGUAUAAGAAUGCAGCAGAGUGUCCCAUCUGCUUCCUGUACUAUCCGCCAUACCUGAACAAGACCAGAUGUUGCGACCAGCCUAUAUGCUCCGAGUGCUUUGUACAGAUCAAACGGCCUGACCCUCAUCCGCCUGAGCAUCAUGGAGACGAGCCAGCCGCAACCGCGGAGCCGCAAGAAGAAAUACAGCUGGUAUCAGAACCUGCGGCCUGCCCGUUCUGUGUGCAGCCAGAAUUUGGUGUUACCUAUGAGCCUCCACCGUUUAGACGGGGCUUGAUCUAUGCACAUCAGAGCCAGGGAUUGCACAGCGCGACUUCUGCGAUGUCGUCCUCUACUUCAGUCAACUCGUCGGGUAUCACGUCCCCUGGAGGCAGAAGGAGAGCCACUUCGCUUGCGGUGAACGAUAAGACGGUCAUCACGACAGACAUGGUGCGACCUGACUGGGCGAAGAAGCUGGCAGAUGCGAAGUCGCAUGCCCUGCGAAGGGCAGCUGCAGCGACAGCUUUACACAACGCUGCUUACAUGAUGGGCAAUAUUCAACACCAGGAAGGUCGCGGAUUUGGUCUCGGCAGACGGAGACGGACUAUGUUUGGUACUGAUAGCGGUGCCAGCAGCGGGCAAGGCACCCCGCGAAGAGAAGGUGAAGGAUCAUCAGGUCGCGGAGAGAGUACAGGGGAUUUGUACCCUGGAAGACACAGCUCGAGACGUGGAGGAGGCAACAGACUCGAUGACCUCGAAGAGCUGAUGAUGAUGGAGGCUAUCCGCCUUAGUCUGGCAGCAGAAGAGGAGCGCAAGAGGAAAGACGACAAGGAAGCUGCCAAAGAAGCUAGGAAGGAAGGGAAGAAGAAAGCGAAGGAAAACAAGAAGGUUGCGAAAGCACAACGCAACAUCGGGAGUGGCUUCCAUCCCGUCAACGUGGAUGGUCUGAAUGACACUGCAGGCAGUUCGUCCGCAGCAGGCAAGGGCAAGGCAGUGGAUAGAUCAGGCGGCUCCGUCGGAGUUAACCCCAUGAGCGAACCGACAUCGACCAUCAAUGCGCCAUCCUCGAAAGACUCUCUGAAAGACGACGCACAAAGACAUCUCAAGGAUAGUCGUGCACAAAUCCAAGGAAGCAGCUCGAGCAACCUGGCGCCGUCUGAUGCUCUGCAGGAAGAUUUACCGUCACAUCGCUCUGUUCUGCGGAAUUUGUCUAACGAUUCCUCGUCUGUCUCCUCGUAUUCCGAGUCUGUCCAGGAUGCGACCCGCGACGAAAGUCAAAACAACCUCGCACCUGGCUCUUCUUGCGAGCCGAGUCCCAGCGCAUCGGGACUUAACCUGAGUCGCGACGAGACGCCUGGGGCCUUGUCUGGCACCGAGCCUAUGUUCAAUUUCAGUGCUCUCCAGGAAACCCUCAGUCACGAAGACGAUAAGGCUGAGAGCAGUCCUCAGUACAUUGAAGAUGUUGGCGAGGCAAAGCCCACCUCUGCGCAAGCUCUGACCGGCCUUGACGGUGCAGGUUCGUCUUCAACCCCAGACUCUCAGCCUUCAGAGCCGUCAGAGCAUCUGGCUGAGAGCACGGUGACGCUGAAGGCAUCCGCGUACUCCAGUGCUUCGAAAACCGACAUUGAUGACGAGAUUGAGCCCGCACCACCAGUACAUCCGGUGUCUGAGAACCACUCGUACGAUCAAAAACAUAUCGGGGAGGUUGGGAUGCUGGACAACAACCGUCUAGGCCAUCAAUUCACCCAGUAAAGAGUCCCUCGCCGUUGCAUAUUUCCUAUAUCUUAUCAUACUGCAUUUCGAACCGGCGUUAACGGGGUUGUAGUCAAGCGGUCGGGGUGCUUAUCGGCGGGCUUUUCGUCAUCCUCGGCAUUGCUGUUGCUGUACUCGCCAUUAUCAUCCUCGAAUUGGCGCUUCUCAUCUCGAUCCUUCAUUUCUUUUUGUUUGGAUUGUUCCAGCUAGGAGCAUAGUAGCUCACAAGAGGGUCAGAUCGGCAAGUCUUGGCUGGACAUGGUCGAAAGCUCGCACGUAGAGAGGAGCGCAUGAUUCUAUGCAUAGACGACCAGGCGAACUAUAUAUGAGGCACACUAUGAUAGUGUUUAGUCGAACUUACAACGACGGCCGGCAGUGGCUGGUAUUUACAAA